CACACCCACACACACACACACACACACACACAUACACACACACACACACACACAUUUUGAACUGUCAGCAUUCCACUUUGCUUGGGUUACUGACCUCUGAUUGCACCCCGCUGCUCGAUUUAUCUCAGCAUUGCUUUUAAUUGUUUCUUAUUAAUAGACUCAUUAUAGAUUGUUGUAGUAUUAUGAAAACAAACAAACAGUUAAAUGUUCUGUUUUUUUUAGUUUUUUUUUAGAUUUAAUUUAAUUUAGUGAAUUGUAAUAAUUAUGUAUACUAAUGAUGCUCAUUUGCCUGUGUUUUGGACCUUGGACUGUAUUAUUUCCCUCUCUGUAUCAAGCACACAUCUUUGGCCUAAACAUUAACCAUCUUUUUGAUGAAAAGUCUCUUUGUUACUCGUCCUUGUUGGAGUCAAUAAUUAGCAGUUUUUUCCAUCGACACUUGCUUAUAAGGGUAUUGAGCAUCUGAUUGUUGCCAUAACUUUGUGACGAGACAUGAGUGCAUAGCUGCAUACAGUAGGUAAGUUUAUUUUAAUUUAUAUUUAUGUAUUUAAGUUACAUACACACACAAAACAAAAUGGUAUAUUGAUGUUUUAAAGUUUGCAACAUAUGUUUUGUCAGCUUUUAUCAUUUUAACUUUAGUCAAUGUACUGUGUCAUUACCCAAUCUUAUGAUGACUAAUUUUAGAUCAUAUUGACCAUAAUGGAUGAUGAUCCAGACAUUGCUGUUGUUGGAAUUGGAUGUAAUUUCCCUGGAGGUGAGGGGCUUGAUAAUUUCUGGAAAGUUCUUUUUGAGGGAAAGAACUGUGCAGUGCAGAUACCAAUUGAGAGGUUUGACUGGAGACAGUGGUAUGAUCAGGAUGACACUAAACCAGGGAAGUCAAGGACAGAAAAAGCAGCAUUUGCUGAUGGUUUCAAUGAGCUGGAUCACAAAUUCUUUGGAAUCACUGAGGCGGAGGUGGAGCAGAUGGAUCCUCAGCACAAGAUUCUUCUCCAGUGCACAUAUAGGGCGUUGGAAAAUGCUGGGAUACCUAUGGAAAAGGCCAGCGGAAGCAGAACAGGAGUAUAUGUAGGCUUGAUGAACCGAGACUAUGAGCUCACCAUGGCAAGUGUUAACCCAGUCAUCAUUAAUCACUGCACUGGCACUGGUCUAGCCAUGAGCAUAGCUGCCAACAGAAUCUCCUACACCUUCAACUUUACUGGGCCGUCUUUGGCAAUUGACUGUGCCUGCUCUUCAUCUCUCGUUGCCCUCCAUUUAGCCUGUCAAGCCAUGAGACAAGGAGACUGUGAAAUGGCUGUGUGUGGAGGGGUUAGCUGCAUUUUCCAGCCUAGAGUAUUUGUAGCUCUAAGCAAGGCAAAGAUGGUCGCACCUGAUGGCACAAGCAAACCAUUCUCCAACACAGCAGAUGGUUAUGGGAGAGGAGAAGGAUGUGGAAUUGUUGUCCUGAAGCCUCUGAAAAAGGCUCUACAAGACCACGAUCAUAUCUGGGGAGUUAUAUGCAAAACUGCAGUGAACCAAGAUGGCCACACUAUCACUCCAAUGACAAAGCCAUCCAUGGUCCAGCAAGAAGAUCUUCUCAAGAGAAUCUACUCUGCAGAGUCCUAUCGGUCUGAAGUCCAGUACAUAGAAGCUCAUGGGACUGGCACUCCAGUGGGAGAUCCAACAGAAGCAGGUAGCAUUUCCAAUAUCAUUGCCAAAGCAAGACCUGCAGGUUUAGGGCCGCUCUGUAUCGGCUCCGUGAAGAGCAACAUUGGGCACACAGAAUCUGCAGCCGGAGUAGCAGGACUCAUUAAGGUUCUCCUGAUGAUGAAACAUGAAACUAUUGUUCCAUCAGUUUUCUACUCAGAGGAAACCUCUAGCAUUGAUUGUCAAGCUCUCAAUCUUAGAAUUCCCAGCAAAUCUGAGAAAUGGGUCACCAGACAAAGCUCAGCAAGAAUUGCUGGGAUAAACAACUUUGGAUUCGGUGGAACAAAUGCACAUGCAGUUGUAAGACAGUAUGUUCACACAGAAAUUCCAAGAGAGUCUGUGAAGAAGUGCCAUCAUUUUUUUGUAGUUUCUGCAGCCACAGAGAAAUCAAUUGCAAUGACAGUACAAGACACUGUACAAAACAUUAAUGCAGGGAAAAUAACAGAUCUGCAAGGCCUGGUGUACACUUCCGCUUGUAGAAGGAGUCACCUGAAACACAAAUAUCGAAAAGUCUUUCAUGCAUCAUCUUUGUCUGAUUUGAAAGAGAAGCUUAUGAAGCAUGCUUUAGACAAACCAACUGUACCAUCGAAGCAAGAUCCGAGACUAAUUUUUGUGUUUUGUGGGAAUGGUGUGACUUACAGAGGCAUGUGUAGGCAGCUUCUAAAAGAGGAAUCUGUUUUCAGGGAGAAAGUCAAAGAGAUUGAAGGCCUUUUUCAAAGCUACCAGAAAAUGAGUCUCAUAGAGAAGCUGGAGAAUCAAACAGAGGAUGAUAAAGAUUUCACAAAUCCAGAAAUUAUCCAGCCUCUUCUUUUUGCAGUGCAGGUUGCCAUUUCUUACCUGCUAAAGCACUGGGGUAUUAGACCAGAUGCUGUUCUAGGACAUUCUGUUGGAGAGGUUGCUGCAGCCCAUUGCUCUGGUUUGUUGUCACUUAAGGAUGCAGUGAAGGUCAUCUAUUAUCGGAGCAGUUUGCAAAGUAGAGUAACUGGAGGGAAAAUGCUGGUUGUAAGCAACAUGGCUGUACCAGAUGUGCUAAAAACUCUUCCUUCUUACUCUGGGAAGAUUUGCUUGGCAGCCCAAAACAGCCCUCAGUCUUGCACCAUUUCAGGAGAUGCAGAUGCCAUUGAUAGUUUAUACAAGAGCCUGAAAAAACAGGAUCAUAGCCAACAACUGUUCCUUCGAAUUUUGGACGUCCCCGCUGCAUAUCAUAGCCAUAUGAUGGAUUCUAUUGUAGCAGAAGUGGAGACUAUAGGAUCAUUUCAGGCACAGGAUAUGGUGGCAGAAUUGUUCUCAACAGUGUCAGGGGACAAAGCAUGUCCAAUAGAUUUUGUUAACGGCACAUACUGGGCAAGAAAUAUCCGAGAACCAGUCGCAUUUGAGCAAGCAGUAAGAUCAGCAAAAAAGACCAAAAAUGCUGUCUUUGUUGAGAUUGGUCCUAGAAGGGCUCUGCAAAGAAACAUCGUAGAGACUCUAGGAAAUGGCACAGUGGUGCUUCCUUCUGUUCAGCCAGAGAAAGAUCUUGACACAAUGCUCACUGUUGUAUCCAGACUAUUUGAAAUGGGAGUCAAUAUAGAUUGGGACCAGUUCUACAAAGGCUGUGAGAUGAAACCAAGUCCUUUUCCAAGCUAUCAGUUUGACAGUGUUAGGAGAGAUGUACUCAUUGAAGCAACAUUCUCUGACACCAGUGGUGGCCAUCCUGGAAUUAAACAGAUGAGUAAAGAUGGCUCGGUUUUCAGCUGUGACCUCUCCUCUGGGUCACUGUCCUACCUACAUGAACACAAACACCAAGGCGUUCCCAUUGUUCCAGGUGCUUUUCAUGUUGAGCUGGGCUUAGCAACUUUUAUGAUCAGUGCAAAACCAAAGGUGCCCCUAAGAUCAGUGCAGCUUAGUAUACGAUUCCACACUCCAUGUGUUCUGUCACAGAAUACUCCAGAAAUAAAAGUGCAACUCGAAUCAACUGAAAAAAUGGCAGAGAAUAGCUUUAAUUUCAAAGUAUAUUCAACAUCUGCUAACUAUGCAUCUGGCAGAGUUGAGCCAACACAGAGAACGCUGCCUGAGGAGCAGCAUAUUUCACUAGAUGCUGUCUAUAAAAGAUGUCAGUCAGUUGUGAGAUCUGAAGAGUUCUAUAAGUACCUUUCUAUGGGUGGGUUUCAGUACGGUGCUGUUUUCAGAAACAAGGGGGAUGUUUUUUAUGGGGAGGAACUUAGAGAAACCUACUCGGUUGUGACUGUCCCAGAUGAGUUGUUGCCUCAGCUUCAUGACUACUACCUCCAUCCUGUAGUCUUAGACUAUCUCAUGCAACUUCUCCCAGUAACAGGAACCUAUCAAUACUUGGGAAGGCCUGGAUUCCCCUCUAAAAUUGGCAGCUUAACUGUGUUUGAACCUCUGCAGAAGGAAAUGGUUGUCUAUUUGAGAGCAACAUUUGUAGGAACUGAGGAACUUCACAUCUGUGGAUGUUUCACUGACAAAGAAGGCAGAGUUCUGGUAGAACUCAAGCAUGUGACGAUCACUUACUUAGGGAAUCGCUCUAAUGUGGUAGAAGAGUAUUUUUACCACAACAGCUACAGCAUUGCCACUGAGUACGAUGGCAUCUCCUCCUUAUUGCCAACUUCACUAGUCUUUGCUGAUCAUGUAGGGAUUGCUAGAGGCCUGCAACCGUACUUGGACGAGUCAUCUAAAUGCAUUUCUCCCACAAAAACAAAAGCACUACUGGAACAGCAAUUCGACAGUUUGCUCUCUGAACUGAAAACUCCAAAUUUCAAAGCACAUUUUGCUGAGAUUUUGUUCAUGUGGGGGAGUGGAGACCUCACCUCAUACAAAACUGAGAACGUGCUAGACUGCAUGAGCACUUGUUGUGAGAUUUUACGCAAAAUUGUUGCAGGCCUCAAGGCAAUGAGUUUCCAGAACUCCAUCAGGGUAGUAACCUAUCGCUCAUCAGAAGACACAGUAGACUAUAUCAGUCCUGGUUUUGUUCUCUCUGGAAUGACAAGAGCAUGUGCAGCUGAGUUACCAGAUCUCUCCUUUCAGCUGAUAGACAUGAGCUCGGUUUCUGUUGAUGACAUCAAAGCCUUGGCCAAGGUCCUCAAGUCUUACCCUUGCAGCAAAUACCCAGAGCUAGUCAUAAAAGAUGGCCAGAUUCUUAAACCUCAGAUUAGCCACACAACGGGUAUCAAUACAGACAGCAUUCAUCAAAGUAUACACUCGAAAAUUGAGUGUGAAGGCUUCACUUUGCAAACCUCUGAUCCCUACAGAAUGACCAACUUGUCAGCAUUCGCUUCUGAUAAAUCUGCUGAACACAUUCAAGGGAAAAAUGUGGAGGUCAAACUCUCUAAAAUGUGUGUGCAUUCUUCAGACUACUUUCCAGUUAGCGUUUCUGAACUAAACUUCGGUCAGACGUUAUACUGGAAUGAGCACACAUCUCAGAGCCACAAUUGUUUAGCUCUUGACUUCAGUGGAACUGUGACUGCAGUGGGAAAGGAUAUUAGCAAGCUAAAAAUUGGAGAUCAUGUUGCCUGUUGCUACCCUGUUGAAACUUCUAGCAAAGUUAUUAUUCCUGCAGCAGCUUGCUACAAAACAAAGAGGCAUCCAUUUUUGAAGGACUCGCCUUGUGUCUCUUACGUUAUUCUCGCCUGGGAGAUCCUACAGAGUGCAUUACCAAAAGCCAAGCAACAGAUGAAGUUAGGUAUUUUCUCCACAGUUCCAAAUUCAAUUCUGGUGAAGAUCUUACACCUCACAGCGAGCAAAUCAGGCUGGGGUGUCAAGGUGGGAACAAAUGCUGAUCAGUUGCAUCAAGACUUCAAAGAAAUGGUGGGAAUUGUGCUGUUGCCUCCCUAUGAUGAAUCACUCAUUGCGAAAGCAUGUAGUGUUGUGGGUGUUCAACAUGUUGUUCUUGUCUUUGACAACCAAUCGAAACCCUCUGUCAGCCAACUUGCUUUCAGAGGUCAGAAUGACGGAGUUCAUUUGAAAGUCAUUUUCACUUCAGUCAUAAUGCAGAAGCAGUCUAUAACAGCAAGAAAGCCAUGCAUUUCCCAAUGGCUAAAGAACAUGCAUUUGGACAAAACAAGGUCUGUCAAAUUUGAAACAACCACUGUUCAAAGGCUAACUAAUGAAACGAUUGACUUCUUGCAUUUAGAAGAUCAAUCCUACUUCAGAAAUCAGAUUUUGCCUGUGGUGGUCCUAAAUCAUGACACCACAAGUGAACUGUCUAACAUUCCACUGACACCAAAAGCUAAGAAGUUGUUUCACAAGAAUUCGGUCUACAUCGUGACAGGUGGUCUUUCAGGGCUUGGCUUUGAGACAGUGAAGUUCAUUGCUCAAAGAGGAGGUGGGACUAUAGUUAUCCUCUCUAGAAGUGCUCCAAGUCAUCUGAUGGAACAGGAAAUAAAUCAUGUCAAAAAUCAAUGCCAGUCAUUAAUCACAUGCCUGCAGUGUGAUGUUUCAGUGUCAGAGCACGUUCACCAAGUUGUUGCUCAAAUCAAAAAACAGUUCCCAUCAAAUCCCAUCAAAGGUGUGUUCCACAGUGCUGUUGUCCUUCACGAUGGGCUCAUAGAAAGCUUGAACAAAUCCCUGUAUGAGAAAGUGAUGAGUCCAAAAGUGAAUGGUGUGAUCAAUCUUCACCACGCCACUAAACACUGCAAUCUUGACUAUUUUGUGUGCUACUCCUCCAUCUCAGCCUUCCUUGGCAAUGCUUCUCAGACAAAUUACGCUGGAGCCAACACAUUCAUGGAUACUUUCUGUCAGUACCGCAGGAACAUUGGGCUUCCAGGUCAGUCAAUUAACUGGGGAGCAUUGAAUUUGGGUCUCCUGUUAAACAAAGAACAUUUCCAAAGGUUCCUGGAGGCAAAAGGAAUGAUGAUCCUGGAAGUGACAGAGAUUCAUGAAAGUCUUGAGCAGUGCCUUCUGAUCAACAAACCACAGCAAGCUGUGUGUAGGUUCAAUUUUAAGAACAUAAGGUAUAAUGUUCUCUCACAAAACAAAGCCCUCACCAUGCGACUCUCAGCACUGGUAGAGGAGGCCUUUAAAAAGGCUAAAGUGGUUGAUUCUAGCUCUAAGCAGACUACUAACCCAGUCUCAUCACCUAAAGAAUAUAUCAAGUCAGUGAUCAGUGAAACUAUUGGUGUUGAAAAAGAAGAUCUGACUGAAGAAACGCCGCUUUCAACACUGGGCCUUGAUUCUAUGUUGGCCAUGACUCUACAGAACCUGAUAUUUCAAGAGAAAGGGGUGAAUAUACCUCUGGUAACCCUCCUUGAUCCAGACAUCACAUUAUCAGGCUUAGUUAAAAUGUUUGGAGAGGAAGAGAAUGAAAAUGAGGGAAAUUAUCACGAUACCAAUAAAUCACUCACAGGCAACCCAGAAGAGGUCACAAUAUUCUAGAUAGCUCUGUUUAUGGUUGUUUAUGUAAUCCACAUGAGUGCCUUUUUGAUCUUGGUUUAUAGACCUGUUUGCACCUGGUCUUUUUAUGUGAGUAAUAUAUGGAGUGUAUUUUGAUAAGAUUUUAUCCAUACAAAUUUGUUUGUACUAGGGGAAUUUUGAUUGCUCUUAAACUGCUAUAACAUGGCUCAAAUAUAUCUUUAACCAUCCCCCGAAGAGGUCUAAAUGACCUGUAUCUUUUUGAAAUGUGUCUUGGGACUUCAUGUGACUUGUCUUUAUCCUGAUAUAAUCCUGUAAUCAUAUGAAAUAAAGAGUCAAAGUUGAGUACAAUGUAUAUAUAUAUAAUGCUAGAUGCAUAUUUUGGGAAACACUGUGUUCUCAUAUCCUCAGAUGUUAGAACUCGUACUGGUUUGUAAAAUAACAUAAUAUAGAUGUGAAUAUGUGAAAUGAAUCAGACAUUAUGAUCAUUUUAUGUAUAUUUCUUGAAGUUUUUUAAUCUCAGUACAAAAAUGAAUAUAUUAAUGUAUUACCUCUUUGCAAGGCUUUGUUGUGUACAGUUUAUUUUUCACAU
This is a messenger RNA of Astyanax mexicanus (Mexican tetra), 7618 nucleotides long. RefSeq names its product fatty acid synthase 2 (gene fasn2). Gene Ontology annotation, biological process: fatty acid biosynthetic process. The record is from RefSeq and is a predicted model, not a curated record. Lineage: Eukaryota; Metazoa; Chordata; Actinopteri; Characiformes; Acestrorhamphidae. Gene Ontology annotation, molecular function: 3-oxoacyl-[acyl-carrier-protein] synthase activity; fatty acid synthase activity. Bases 697 to 7050 code for a protein of 2117 amino acids. The transcript has 6 exons.